AUGUCGAAUUUAAAACGUUUUCGUCCGUCUGUUGAAUCGAUUUGUUCUUAUGCACAUUGUGUUGAAUCACCUAGUUCUAUUCCAUGUGCUCAUUGUUCGUUAACAUUUUGUUUACAUCAUCUUGUUGAACAUCAAACUGCUAUUGAUAAUGAACAUAAACGUUUGAUAACUACUAUUGAAAAUUAUCGAACACGUUUAAAAACAAUUGAAUUUCGUGAUAAUCGUUAUGAAUUAUUUCAACAAUUAAAUGAAUGGAAAACAAGUAUGAAUGAAAAUGUUGAAAAGAUAAAAAAUGAAAUUGAUGUGACUUAUGAACAAUGUGAUCAAGAAUUUCAUGGAAUAAAAGAAACGAUUUUAAAUAAUAUUGAUAAUGAAGAAAUGAAUUUAAAAGAAAUAUUAAUAAAUUUAGAACAAUCUUUACAUACACUUGAAUCAUCUUGUGUAGAAUUAAUUAUUUCAAAAACAAAUCCAACGAUUCGUUUAAUGAAACCGAAUUUAAAUUCAUCCGGUUUUUCUGAUUUACAAAAUAAAGUUCAGCCUGAUUUAGAUCGAUUUUUAUCAACAUCAGAAGUUAUUUUUUCACUUGAUUAUGAUCCAAAUGAUACAACUUUAUUUGCUACUUCAUCACAAUAUUUAAUUAUUUAUAAAUUAUCUCGUUCUAUAUUUGAAUUAUAUGAUAACAAUGGUCAACAUUUAAGUGAUAUUAAUUAUGAUCAUACACAUUAUGGUGAUCUUAAUCAAAUUACAUGGUCAUCGUAUGUUAAUGGAUUUCUACUUGCUACAUCGAAACAAUUACUUAAACUUAAUUGUACAACAAAACGUAUUGCACGUUAUAUUGAUAUUGGUUUCGGUUUUUUUAAGGAUAUAUGUGCUGGUGGUGAAUCAAUUCUUCUUGUUCAUAAUCUGGGGACAUCAUUAGGUGAUGUUAUCGAACAUUAUUCAAAUAAUCAAAUGAUACAACGUUGUUGGAAAUCAGAUUUAUAUCCAAAUGAAUCAAAUAUGAAAGAUAUUAUGGAAAUAUUUCGUAUUCGUAUGAGUAGUCAUUUAGUUGCUAUUGAUGCUUUAUUUACAGAUAAAAUUCUUGUUUGUGAUAUUCUUCAUGCUAUGAAAUGUCUCUUUCGAAUUGAUACGAAACAUUGUAGUAUUCUAUCGAUGUCACCAAUUUACGAUACGAAACAAUGGGUUUUAUUUGUUAUUGAUGAACAAAAUGAAUCUAGUCAACGACGAAUGUUGGUUAUCAAUGCUCAAGAAAGUGAUACACAACGACGAAUGCGUGAAAUCAAAUGUAGUAAUCUCUUACCAACAAAUAUUUGUUUUUUUGGUUCAAAACAUUUUAUUUUGACUCGUACUGAAAAUGACGAUGAAGAAAAUAUGUUAUUUGAAUGUCGAAAGAUGCAUAAUACUUUUUAA
This is a messenger RNA of Adineta steineri, 1410 nucleotides long. NCBI's taxonomy places the organism in Eukaryota, Metazoa, Rotifera, Eurotatoria, Adinetida, Adinetidae. The record is from the annotation of a GenBank genome assembly.